This is a messenger RNA of Moneuplotes crassus, 1991 nucleotides long. The record is from the annotation of a GenBank genome assembly. NCBI's taxonomy places the organism in Eukaryota, Ciliophora, Spirotrichea, Euplotida, Euplotidae.
AUGGGCAUUUUGGGAAAAAUCGGAAAAUUUUCAUCAAAUAGCAUAAAAGCUGUUGAUAAAUAUUACAAAACUCCCAGACUCUACUUCAAGGGGAAACAAGAAUUUAAGACGCAUUUGGGAGGAAUCUUAACCAUCUUAGUCUUGGUAGUUACACUUCUCUACUUUGCAUCCUUGCUCUCUGUGCUGUUUAAUAAAUAAAGACUCGAGGGUAAUGAGUAACACGAAAGUGAAUGACUUUACCAAUGACCCUAAGGAAUUUAAUUUCAAAAGCAAGUCUCGAUUCGCCUUUAUUUUAUUAGACAAAGACACUAAGAAGCCUAUUCCUCAGAGUGACGACCUGUUCAAAUUUGAAGUCUACCAAGGCACUAACUUGUUAAAUCCUUCAGAGGAUUCUGGUACGAAAUAUGAACAGUUAGAGGUAGAGAGAUGUUCCGACCAGCUGAAUAACAUUGACCCUAACCAUCGUCUCAAUGGAACCAAAUAUGAAGAUCACCUAUGGUGUCCUAAGCAAGACCAAAAUAUGGUGAUUAGUGGCACAGAGAUCUCGAAUGAGUAUAAGUUUAUUAACAUUCGUAUCCGUGCUGCAAACCUAAGCUGGGAGUGGUGGUCUACAAGCCGAUUAAAGAAUGCUAUCUUCACCUUGACAACAGUAAACAGCUACCUUGACUUGAACGAAUUUGAAGCGCCUAUAAAAUCAAGCAUCGACUCUAACAAUAGGCUUUACUUGAUGAAAGAGACUUGUCAUCAUCGAUAUAUUUCGUUUAAGAAUCAUUCUGCAACACUUUACGACAACCUGUUUCUCUCCUGGAUGAGCAAGACAGAAAAGUUUCACACGUUUAAUCUGGAGGAAGACUCCUCAUAUGACUGAGCAGGCACACGGGCAUCCUACUCAGCUGAAUUUUUCAUCGUCAUGAAUAAACAGGAAGAGGAAAUUGUUAGGACUGUGUUUAACAUCUUUGAUCUCCUUGCCAAAGUGGGUGGGCUCUAUGAAAUCCUCAAUCUUGUAGGGAUACUUUUUACUUGCAAGCUCAAGGAAAGAUUAUUCUUGCUUUCCCUCGUCUCAGCACUUUACCAUACCAAGAUUUCAGUGGAUAACCGCUCCCAAAAUCCUGAACAAAGGCCAAGGAGAGAUCUUGAAAGUUCCAAAUAUUAUCAAAAUUACGAAGGAGGUGAGAGCCAAGCUGACGAUGACAAUGAAGGAGAUAUCGAAUAUGAGGAUGAAGAGGAAGAGGAAAAGCAUCCUUACUAUCGCUCCAAGACUGAUAAUACCUCCAAUAUUUCAGAAUCGCCUAUUGGACCAUCUUUGUUUAAGAAAUACACCAUGCGGGAGCAACCUAGUCCGUUCCUCACAAAAUCAACAUCUGAGAAAUUUGAUGAUAUUUUUAAAUCCCGAAGUGGCACAAAAUACUCUGAAGAAAGGAAGAGUCCACCCACUUCUUCGAAAACUGAGGAGGGCUCCUUAGACUACCUUGGAAAUUGGGUGGAGAAAGACCUCCUCAAUGAGAUAAAAGCUAAGAGGAAAAUAAGAUACAACUGCAUUGAUGCCCUCUGCUGCAGGAAAAUUGUCCAAAGUUGCAAGGAUCAGGAGAAAACUCCUGAUAUCUCCAAGAUCCUUGCUAUCUCAGAGAAGAAGGUUAAGAAUGACCUUGACAUUGUAGUGAUCGGCCAAGCCGUUCAUGAGCUCAAGGCCAUGAUGUCGUUGAUUCUAACACAACAAGAGAGGGAUCUUAUUAAAUUUACUCAAGAAAGUUUGGUCACUCCAGACACUUCACAUAAGCAGUUUUAGGAUUAGAAUUCCAAAGCUAAAUUCCUCAAAGAAGAAGAUCAAACAUUUCAACCAGGAUUUAGCAAAGAUUACCUCUGGUUUAGAUUAUGGCAACGAGAGAUCAAGGAGACUUGUAGCUCAGCUUACACGUAAGGAAGGCCAGCAUCGGAAGUUUGAGUACUCCAAGUAAACAAGAGGCGAGCAUGGCUCUUCCUUACAUUUUUGU